Molecule: messenger RNA, 1362 nt
Organism: Exserohilum turcica Et28A
Lineage: Eukaryota; Fungi; Ascomycota; Dothideomycetes; Pleosporales; Pleosporaceae
Product: glycoside hydrolase family 76 protein
Exons: 3
Coding region: 1-1230 (409 amino acids)
Biological process (GO): carbohydrate catabolic process; fungal-type cell wall biogenesis
Molecular function (GO): mannan endo-1,6-alpha-mannosidase activity
Source: RefSeq, a predicted model, not a curated record
AUGAAGUUGUUGUCAGUUUCUUCUCUCGGAAGUUUGCUGAUCUACGCUGUCACUGCCAUUCAUCUCGACAUCCACUCUCCAGAUAGCGUCAAGGAAGUCGUUGCGAUUCUCUCAAAAGGUUUGCGACAAUACUAUACCGGGGAUCGAGAAGGUGGUAUACCAGGUCUCCUCCCACCACCCUAUCACUGGUGGGAGGCUGGUGCCAUGUUCAAUACCUUCAUCAACUACUGGUAUUAUACGGGAGAUGACCAGUACAAUGCUGUUGUCAUAAGAGCUUUAGAACAUCAGAUUGGAGAAUUCGAUGCUUUCAUGCCUCUGAACCAGUCCAGGUCGCUCGGAAAUGACGACCAAGGCUUCUGGGGAAUGACAGCCAUGUCCGCGGCAGAGAGCAAACUACCAGAUUUGGGAAAUGGAAAGCCGUCCUGGUUAUCGCUUGCUCAAGCUGUGUUCAAUACACAGAGGAACCGAUGGGACCAGGUAAUCUGUGGAGGAGGAUUGAGAUGGCAGAUUUACUUUUUUAGCAUCGGAUACAGCUACAAGAAUACUAUAUCCAACGGUUGCCUCUUUAACAUAGCUGCCCGUCUCUACAAAUAUCUCGGAGAUCAGAUAUACCUGGAUUGGGCUGAACAAGUCUGGCAGUGGGAGCUGGCAGUGGGCCUCAUAACAGACGACUAUUAUUUCUUAGACGGUGCCCACGGCAAGGAGAAUUGCACAACUUUCGACCAUAAAAAAUGGACCUACAACGCCGGAGUACAUAUGGCUGGCGCUGCGGCAAUAUGGAACGCAAGUGACAUCUGGAGAACCAGGCUAGAAGGAAUAGUUGGAGGACUAAGCAUCUUCUUCAGAGACAACGUCAUGACCGAAAUCAGCUGCGAGAACCGAGGUAGAUGCAACAUAGACCAGCGUUCUUUCAAGGCGUAUUUGUCUCGCUGGAUGGCUUAUACUGCGAUGGUCGCCCCUUGGACUCGCGAUUCGAUUGACCCACGACUCGAGGCUUCCGCUAUUGCCGCAGCUGCUCAGUGCACUGACGAGGCAGGUCAGAGCUCUUGCAAUCUUUACUGGGCUGCAGGAAAUGAACAUGGUAGAAGCUUUGGUGUUGGCGAGCAAAUGGCUGCUUUGGAAGUGAUACAGAGUCUUCUUUAUCCUGUUGUCACCGGACCUGUGUCACGCAACAGCGGAGGGACGUCAUUGAGUAGCCCGAAUGCCGGUCUGGAUAACACUAAUUACUGAACCUCCUGUUCUUGAUGGUAUCACUCUAGGGGACAAGAUUGGUGCCAGUGUGUUCACAGUCGUCAUGCUGGCGAGUGCUGUCGCUGGCGCUGCAUGGAUGCUAUCGGAAAGAGAUGAACCACAUUUUCGCCG